AGAAUACCGCAGGGUCAAGGAGGUAUGAAGGCUGACAAACGUUAAGUGAGAUACAGCUCUGAAGGAUACAAAGCGUUUGGAGCAAACUACAGGGACGCGCUUGGCUAUGCUCUGCUCUCGUCAGAAUGGGUGAGGGUCAGACCUACGUGAAGCUCAAUGAAGAGAAGCUCAUAUCAAAGUCUGACAUCUUGUCACUGCUCAGAACCUACAACUGUUACCAUGAAGGGAAAAACUUCCAGCUGAGAACGCGCGAGGAGAAUGGAGACCUCAUUCUCGAGGGUUUGCUGAAUAUCUACUGGGGUCUUCGUCGACCAAUCAGGCUCCAGAUGCACGAUGACAACGAAAGGUUCCGUUACGCCGCCACAGGAUUCAAUCGGAACGACAGAUCUGCAGUGGCAAAGUCAGUGUCAGUGGAGUCCAACAAUAAUUCACCAGGCAGAGAAACUGUACCAACGAGUGGUGACACGAGCAGCGGUCUGGAGGAAGAGGAGGUUCCUCAGCUGCUGAGGACCAGGAGUGACGCUUCCUUCAUGGGAGUUCAGAGGAGGUCGAAGACACAAAGUGCCCGAGACCUGCAACGCCUUCGCACACACAGGUUCUCCAUCAACGGACACUUCUAUAACCACAAGACAUCUGUUUUUACUCCAGCCUAUGGCUCGGUCACAAAUGUGCGGGUCAAUAGCUCCAUGACGACUGUUCAAGUCCUCGACCUGCUGCUACACAAAUUCAGGGUGGAGAAUAAAUCUGACGAGUUUGUUCUUUAUAUGGUGCAUGAGUCUGGAGAGCGGACUAGACUGAGGGAUGGCGAGUACCCACUGGUGGCACGGGUGCUUUACGGACCCUGUGAGAAAAUAUCCAAGAUCUUCAUCAUGGAGGCAGACCUCGGAGAGGAAGUCACAUACGAUGUUGCCCAGUACAUAAAGUUUGAGAUUCCCGUUUUAGACAGCUUUGUGGAGAAACUUAAAGAGGAAGAGGAGCGCGAGAUACUGAAACUGACCAAAAAGUACAGCGCUCUGAGGUCCAUGAUCUUACAUCAAAUUGCAGGCAUAGAUCACAACAGUGAUAGAGUAUGAAUGUGCCUGUAUGUACUGAUGUAAUGUGUGUGUGUGUGUGUGUGUGUGUGUGUGUGUGUGUGUGUGUGUGUGUAUGUGUGUGAGUGUGUGUGCGAAGGGCGGUUGAGUGUAGGGACAAGUCGAGCUGGACAACACCAUGCUGAUUUGCCGACCGAAUACGGAAACAUUUGCAAAUACAAUAAGGAAUGUAGAGUUAAAGGUAAUAAAUAACGGCUGCAAUAGAACCAUAUCAUACACCAAUGUGCUUCUACUUUUGGACUGAUAGAUCUUUACAAUUUCUACUGUAUAUUCUGUUACCAUUGCUUUGAUAUCAAUUAUAUUGGUAUAUUCACAUUUUGUAUAAGAGAUCUUAUGUAAGAGGUUGUGCUCUACAGAUAUUUAUAAUUCUAUAUGAUGUUUUUGGCAAUUUUUUUUCUGACACGGAUGUUUUUAUGUAAUAAUAAAGCAGUUUUAGCCUGG
This is a messenger RNA of Myripristis murdjan (pinecone soldierfish), 1532 nucleotides long. RefSeq names its product Ras association domain family member 4a (gene rassf4a). The record is from RefSeq and is a predicted model, not a curated record. Bases 126 to 1073 code for a protein of 315 amino acids. Gene Ontology annotation, biological process: signal transduction. The transcript is spliced from 11 exons. NCBI's taxonomy places the organism in Eukaryota, Metazoa, Chordata, Actinopteri, Holocentriformes, Holocentridae.